UGUCCUUAACAAAAGCAGAGGGACUAGCAAAGCGCAUCAUGGCAGUCCUUAUCUCCACACUGCAAUUGCUCUUCCUUGGGGCUCUGAUUGCCCCCGUCUAUUUGCAGGAUCCUUGUCAACUUAUCCAGAAUACCACUAAUCCUGGCUCUUACAAUCUGUCUGUGAACCCUGCUGUCUACAUGGCAAACACAAACUACAGUGUAACAGUUAGUGGAGUCGUGAACGGCAGCUUGGUUAUCCUGCAGGCCCUCAAUUCCCAGAACUCCUCUGUGGGCCAGUGGGAAGAUCCAGUUGUGAACUGCAACAACAGCCUAUCAGUAGGGCAGCAAAAUAUCAUCAACAAAGACACAGCCACAGUACAAUGGACAUCUCCAACCAGUGGGUCAGCCCCUGUGGAAAUAAGGGUUCUUGUGACUUUUUCCAAUAACUCUGUCCUUCCCCAGCUCCAGAAGACAACCCUGAAUACAGCAUCUACAGCCUCAUCUGGAUCAACGACAAAGACACCCACCACACCUGCCAGCACCACCAGUUCCGUCUCCACGGUGCAGGCCAGCUCCUUCCUCCUGGCAGCCGUCCACCUGCUGUCACUCUUUGUUACUGGCAAACUGUUCUCCUAAUGGGAAACAGCACCCCAGUCGAGCCACGCCCUUCCAUCUUUGCUUUCCUCCUGGAUGCAAGGGUGGAUGGCUGAUCUACUCAGGAAGUCUCUCUUCUACUGUUAUGUAUUUAAGAAUGAUGACUGCACUUUCUUUUACACCCUACUUGACCAGAGAGCUGACACCCAACCCCAUUGCCAGCAGCAGGAAACACAUGAAGAAAUUCUGGCACGUACUUGUCUCAAGAGUUUUCAUGAGCUGAAAUGUUCUGUAGCCAGUCAGGAUUUGAUGCAUUCAUAGAGUGUAGAACAGCGUCGGGUAGAGUAGUCUGACAAAGGUGACUGAACAAGGUAACACCAGGGGUUCCUUCCACCCUGAUCUCCUACAGGUCUAUGAAGCGGAGACUGCAUGUGUCUACCACCAGGAGCGCUAAGCUGCUUUCCACAGUAGGGCACUGCAGGUUGAUAACGGGCAUGGGGAAGGGUCUUCCACAGCUGUGCUGCUGCAUUCCAUUUGCUGUGCACACUGGGAACGGAGACAGUGUCUUUCGGAGCCAGUAGCUCCUGUAUGUGACUCAUCGACAGUCGCUUACAGGGCCCUGACUGGGAUGGGGCAUUGUAAAUCAGUCGAACUUGCAGAGAAUGGUGAAGGGCGGGGCAGACUUGCACACACUUCAGACUGAUUAAAGCCUGAAUGGGAUCCAAAUUUAAAUGAUGAUGAAAGAAGUAAAUGCACCCUGUUUUUCAGGCUAACCUGCCAUGUGGAGGCAAGUCCCUUCCGUAAAUCAAGCUAGAACCCCUGCUCGCAGGGCCUUCUCCAUGAAGGCCCCCUGACUGGAAUUCACUGCCAGUUUCAAUUCUUGGUCCAAGAUAACCUGUUGUACUUCAGGGCACCCUGCAAUCCCCCCCCCCCCCUUGAUUUUUCUCUGGUGUUUUGGGGCAGGACCCUGAGAUGAAGGAAGGGUUAGGUCUCUGAAAUGAGUAGGGAAUUUUUUUCAUAGACAGCAGAUGAUUUUUCACUGCCAUGUUGGCUGGAAUGUGCCAUUGAAUUUGUUGAUCCGUUUUCUUGUUUAGAUUUUGGGGGGGUUUUGUAUGGAGUGUGUUCGUUCAGAAAUUGUUAAAUGGCCGGAGAGAAGUAGAUUUUCUUACACAAAUCUCAAUAAAUGAAUGAAUAAAAUUCUUCAGAUGGUG
Messenger RNA from Malaclemys terrapin pileata, 1786 nucleotides. RefSeq names its product placenta-expressed transcript 1 protein-like. The coding region runs from base 39 to 617 and encodes 192 amino acids. Gene Ontology annotation, cellular component: external side of plasma membrane; apical plasma membrane. Gene Ontology annotation, biological process: wound healing, spreading of epidermal cells; positive regulation of cell migration; negative regulation of cell-matrix adhesion. The record is from RefSeq and is a predicted model, not a curated record. Lineage: Eukaryota; Metazoa; Chordata; Testudines; Emydidae. The transcript has 4 exons.